Molecule: messenger RNA, 944 nt
Organism: Tarenaya hassleriana
Lineage: Eukaryota; Viridiplantae; Streptophyta; Magnoliopsida; Brassicales; Cleomaceae
Product: ethylene-responsive transcription factor 4-like
Exons: 2
Coding region: 246-731 (161 amino acids)
Biological process (GO): regulation of DNA-templated transcription
Molecular function (GO): DNA-binding transcription factor activity; DNA binding
Source: RefSeq, a predicted model, not a curated record
AUAAAAGAACGGAGAAUGGGACACGUGGCGAGAGAAGAGUGGGCGAAAGAAAGAAAACCCGAAAGCGCGAAGCCGCUAAACUUGUUGCUUUGACUGCUCACAACAACAACGACAAAGCUCCCUCCCUCCCCCCUAAAAGCAGCGUCCCUUUACUCCUUUCUCUCUCUCUAUCUCUUUCCCUCCCCAUUAUAUGUAGAGCCCUUCUCUUUUCCCCUUAUCUCUCCCUCUCUCUCUCUCUUUCUGGUAUGACGAAGAGACCCGACCCGGUUUCUCCGAACCCGAGUGCCAAGGAGAUCCGUUACAGGGGCGUCAGGAAGCGUCCGUGGGGCCGCUACGCCGCCGAGAUCAGAGAUCCGGGGAAGAAGACGCGUGUCUGGCUCGGCACCUUCGACACAGCCGAGGACGCCGCGCGUGCCUACGAUGCGGCGGCGCGUGAGUUCCGCGGCGCCAAGGCCAAGACUAAUUUCCCUUCCCCUCUCGCCCCCAGCCCUAACCACAGCACCACCACCCUCGACUGUGCUUCUCCGCCGGAGCUCCAGCUCUGCCUCGGUGGCCGCGCGUGUUACCAGAUCCCGGUGGCGCGUCCGGUUCUAUUCUUGAACUUGAUCGGAAUGGGCCGGCAGAGUGACUCGGACUCGUCGUCGGUCGUCGAUUUCGAGGGUGGGUCGGGGAAGAGAUCUCAGCCGUUAGAUCUAGAUCUCAACUUGCCUCCUCCGCCGGAACAGGCCUGAGCUUUUGAUGCCUGCGUUUUUUUUUUAGCUGAGAGAGAUUACGUUUUCCGUAGUUUUUUUUUUCUCUCUCCCUCUAAAAAAAAUUAUUAUCCGUUUUUUUAGAUUAAAAAAAGGAAUCCAGAGGGGAAAAUUUAUUUUAGCUGACAUGUAAGGAUCGUUAUGUACAUAUUAUUACAUAAUCUGAGAUCUGAACUAAUGUUGUUUAGUGUUACA